This is a messenger RNA of Patiria miniata (bat star), 6210 nucleotides long. Its product is annotated as proteoglycan 4-like. The record is from RefSeq and is a predicted model, not a curated record. The coding region runs from base 135 to 1985 and encodes 616 amino acids. Lineage: Eukaryota; Metazoa; Echinodermata; Asteroidea; Valvatida; Asterinidae. The transcript has 9 exons.
GACCUCAUUCAUUGACGUCACAUAUUGGCCAAAUAUUCAUUUCGCCAGCUGUGAUUGUUUUGGAAAUAUUUUCCACAAUUUUGUCGCCAAAUGAACGCCAAAUUUUUCCAGUUUAGGUGACAGUCAACUCAAAAAUGGAAGGCACCGAGGUCCAGCCGCACUUAAUCUACAUUCCUGUCUUUGUAGUUGUCGUUUUCGGUGUCCUCGUCUUCGCUUUUGGCUUCCGAAGUUCGACACAACCUCCGAGUUCGAUGUUCGAAGAUGAAAACGAAAAGCGAAACCGACGUGGCAGACGCGUGAAGAAAUUAUCAGGAUCAGAAACCAAGCCCAGCACCAACGGCCAUGCCAAACUGCUGACGGACAACAGUCCAAAAGAGGACAAACAGGUCAAAGGUCCAAAAGUCGAGGAGGGGCGAGUUCAGAAGGACACUGCCCCAAAAAUCUCGCCCAAGAAAGACAAGCCGGUCAAGAACAAGGUCAGCGAAGGACAUGCUGUGAAGGAGCAAGAUGCUCCUCAGAAACUCGCUGUGACGAGUGAGGAAGGCAGAAAAGUGAAAGAGAAAGAAAAAGAUGAAGGUGAGGCUUGGAUCACGGCCACAUCUCGUAAAGAGAAGAAACACAACAAGCAAGUGAAUGGUGAGCCACUGGCCAAGUCGGCCAACAAAUCCACCAAGGCAUCUCCCCGGGGGCCUGGGGAUGACCAGAAGGCAUCCCAGAAGGACAAGAAAGAUGCGGUUGCCAAGGAGAGAGGAGGAGGCAAGAAGGAGAUGCCUCAGAAGCCAAAAGGUUCUCCGAAAAAGAUUGUGGAGAACCAGAUCAAGGCUUCCAGCGUCCCAGCCACCCAGUCGGCCCCAGUUCCCGAAUCUUCUCCCGAUCAGGGCAAGAAGAGAAAGAAGAAGGGCCAAGCCGAACAGCAAGAAGCGGCCAAUAAGACCGCAGAACCUGCAGCCUUGACCAAUGGGAUCGCAGGAGAUUCUGAUCCGGCCAAUCAGAAGAAAGACGCUGGGACUGAUGAGGAUGGCUUCACUCCUGGAAAGUCUCGCAAAGGUCGGAAAAAGCAGAAGACCACUCAAGAAGAUGGUUCCAAACAGUCUCCGCCAACUGAAGACAAGAAGCAGAAGUCGCCACCUUCAAGCCCCCAGGACAGUUCGGCCAAGAAGUCCGGCAAGAAGUCCCCAGACAAGACCUCACCGUCCAAGACCAAGCCGGCUGCCAAGACGGAGAAGGCCCCGGCUGUGCCGACGCCUGAAGGAAGCCCGGCUAAGAAGGCGGACGGGAAAGCAUCCUCCCCUGCUAAGACCAAAAAGAAUGUGAAGAAAGAGGAAGCCAGUCCCACUAAAGCUGAUGCCAAACCAUCAAAGGACAAGAAGUCCGGCCAAAAAGUCACCAACUCUGCCCCGUCGAGCUCCGAGGCCAGCCCGGCCAAGUCCAAGUCGCCCGCAGAUGGCAGCCCCACCAAGUCGGGCAAGAAAGGAGGAGGUGAUAAAACCUCCCAACAGCUCAAGAAAGAUGACAAACAACUCCAGGAGACCCAAGCUCCGUCAAGUACUUCCCCUGCUCCUGACACCAAGAGCAAAUCCAAAAAGAAACAGAAAAAGGAAUCUGCUCCAUCCACACCCGAGGCAAUUUCCAAACAGCCAGCCUCCCCUAAAAGCAAAGUGGUUCCGUCCCCUGAGCCCAAAGCAGAGAGUGUAAAUAGUAAGAGUAGUGGAAAGAAGAACAAGAGAAAAGGGGGGAGUGAAAGUAAAGGCAAGCCAUCAGAGGCAGUAAAUGGAGAAGCAUCACAUUCCUUGCCGCCAGCAAAUGCCAAAGAAGUUCCUAGUGCCAAAACCCCUGACAAAACCGGUGACAAAGUGUCGUUGGAUCCCCCCACCCCCAAGCCAGAGCCAGUAGCGGUGGCCGAAGUGCCGGCAGUCCAAGAAAAUGAUAAUUGGGUUGAAGCCAAGCCCAAAAAGGUCCGCAAAAAGGUAAGAAAGGACCUCUGAUGCCUCCCUGGAAGCUGAUUGGUCACUUCGCUAAGUCAUCCAAGUCAUGUGAUCUCCAUUCUGCCCCCCUAUUGGUAACCACUGACCGUCAAAUUAUGAGGUCAUUAUGCACCAUUGGUGAGGGGCAACUCAAUGUGUUUCAUCAGGCAACACCAUUAAUGGGGUAUGUGUAAUGUCCGAGUUUUUGGCGUCGUGAUUGGAUGUAAUCGGAUCACAUGACCCAUGUAAUGAUAUUUUGAUUGGUCGUCAGUAAAGCGAUGCAAGUGCCAUUGCUGAUUGACAGAAAAGUAAGACUGGGCAGGGGAAAUAUUACAGAAGAACAAAGAAAGUGAUUGGUUGUUUCUGAUUGAUGCCCUAUGAGAGCUUCCUUUUGAUUGGCUGGACCUAAGUCAGGUGACUUGCCCAGAUGUUUCCGGCCAUCUGAUUGGCUUACUGACUUGCGUGUCACACACAGUUGAUGUAGCAGACAAGUUUAGAUAGUUGAAGUGCGGAAGGUCUGCAGACGCAGAAAAGAAUUUUGAUUUUUUGAUUUAUAAGUAAGUCUCCAAUCUUUUUUUCCUAAUUUGGAGAUUUUGAAAAAGCUAAAUGGGGAAGUACCAAACAGUAUCAAGUUCACAAAAAGUUUUAAAAAGCUGAUGCCUUUUUGUACAGUCAGUGUAAAUAGCCAUGGUGCUUUUUUGUGGUCUUUGGAAUUUCACUGGGGAAAAAAAAAGUUUAAAAAAGCUUUAUUUUGUGAUGUUAACAUAAUACCGAGGAAAAAAAACACAAAUACAUUCCAUCGUGAUAUGUGCAAACAUGUUUUUAAAAAAUAGUUUUGAAGCCAAAUUCUUACAGAAAAGGUAUUUUCCUCAAAAAAAUCUGACGGUAACCAAAAGGUCAUGCUUGAGAACAGUACAUUUCACUCUUCCUUCACAUACUUCUAAAUAAACAAAUAAAUACAUAAUAUGUAUUGUUAAGAUCAGAUUUGAUUUAUAUAACGCUUGCCAAAAAUGUUAGGUGCGUGUAUGUCCAUUUGAAAGAGUAUUUUCCAGUCAAAAUGUAUUUUUGCACAAAUUAUAUUUUAAUCGUCAAAACUGAAGACUUUGUUACUCAACCUCGUGUACUUUGCUAUAUUUGAAGUUUUGGUUGCUGUUUCAAUUUCCUCUGAAAUCAAUUUUUUUUUCUGAACGCUGAAUUGGCUGGCCGUGUUGGUGUAUUCAUCCAGGCAUCAACAUUUGAACAGUAGUUUCACUUGGCCAAAGCAUUCCUCCAUGGCCAAAGUGACAUGAGUGAUAGAGAUUUAACCUACCACACAUCACUGACGUUGAAACAUUUGCCAGAACUGAAUACAACAUUUGAGUUGUACAUUGAAAGAGCAUACAAGUACAUGCAGAAGUUAAAACUGCGAUUUCACCCAGUACAAUUUGAUAUAUUCAAUAUAGAAAGGGGAUAAAACAGAUUGUCAAAAAUGUCAACCAAACCGCCAAAGUAAAAUCAGGAUCAAGUUUUGAUUGAUGACUAGGAAACCAAAUCCAUUUUUAUUUUUGGCCCAAACUUGAAUUCUUUGAGAGAAAAGCUUUUCGCAUAAUGAAAUCUUUAUUUUUGUACUUCUGAUUUUCACAGCGAUUUGUUAAUGGAUUAAUAUGGAUCAAUCAACAGCAGAUGCUAAAAACAUUGUUUUACGCGAGAUAAUGUUGAAAAAUUAGUCGAUUUAGUGUAUGUUCAUGUUAUAUUAAAGCUUUUAAAUAUGGAAACUCUUCCUGCAGAAAAUGUCAGUAAAAAACAGUUUAAAUCGUAACUUAUUAAAAGUUUAAAAAGUGAAAGAUGGAAAAAACAAGGGGAGGGGAGAAACAUACUGCUCUGUGCUUCAGUUGUUUAUAAAUUGUCUGUGGUGUCCAGAAAUCUUCAAAGUCGCCCAAAAAAAAAAAAAUCUUCAGAUUUUCCAAAAAAAAAUCGAAGUCACACAAAAAAAAGCCUGGUGUACACCGCAUUUUGUGUUAGUUUUUGUUUAAAUUUUUUUUUUUGAAAGUAUCAUUGCAUUGCUGUAAGGUGUUCAAUUAAGAGAUUUGUUGUCUUAAUGCAGAUUUACAAGAAUUUGGUAGUAAUUGACAAUCACUGUUUGUCAAUAACUUCCUAGAUGGCGAUAAUAGGUUCGAAUUGAACAUACUUUCGUUGCUUUACAUAUAUAAAGGAAAUUUUUCGUCAACAGUUCCAUGAGUUUGGCCAGAACAUGCUCCAAAUAGCAGUUUCCGAUGGAGUUUGGAUGUACAGAAAAUAUAUUGCUUAUCUUUAAAUGAACAUUAAAAAGCCUAAGUUGUACAAAAAAAAUACACAAAAAAAGUUAUCAAAUGCUAUAUUACGGAAUUCUUUAUGAUGCUUUACUGUAUCAGUGAUAAAACAGUUUGUAAAAUUGUGACAGAUUUAUCAAUCUUUUCUCUUCCAUUUUUUUUUCUUGCCUUAUAUUUUUUUUCCUUUUUAAAAUGGUUGAAGGGUGUGUAAAUUGUAUUUUGUUUCAUUACAAGUUUUAAUUGAGCAGGCGAAGGCCACAAUUUCCAACAAUUCUUUUUAACUUUCAUUCAUGCGUUCGCUUCUGUGCUGUGACUUCACAAUUGCUUUUCAUUCAAUGUCACAACAGUAGACUCCCAAAGGAUAAUUUAAUAAAGUUACUUCCUUAUGCUUUGUCUGUUGUACAUUAUGCAUUGUGGAAGCACAUACAAAAGUAUUACUUUGAAAAAACAAAAUUUUUAUUUGAUUUUAAAAUAUAAAAAAGUAAGCAGUGUUGAUAAGUUACAUGUGUUGUAUACAGUCGAAUCUCGUUAGUACAAACUCUGUUAAUACAAAAUUCUGGUGAUAACAAACAUAAAGCCUUAGUCCCGACUGUGCAUUUAUGUGCACAAUGAAAGGGACUGAUGUUCCUCUUAAUACAAAAUUCUGAUAUAACAAACAAUUUGGCUAGGUCCGAACGAGUUUGUAUUAACGAGACUCGACUGUACAUAAACUGACAAAAAGUUCAAAGUUUUUAACUUAUGAUUGCCACAAAACUUAUAUAAUGUGAUGCGUAUCUGUAUGUCUUUCUUUGUCAAUGUAGACUUUUGUUUAUAGUAUAGACAAAUUUCAAUUUGGAAAUGUAGCCUCGGGCCUCGGUGCUGUUUUUGUUGAGAGGAUUAAAAACAGAAAAGGUUCUCAAUUCAUACAAUGGCUUAGCGCUAAGAGCCUCGGCUUCAACGCUAAUUGGGAAAUUCGUCUACGACUUCCAAGAAAAUGUACAUUAUAGCUCACACAUUUUUUGAUCACGAGACCUUUUAUGACAAGCUUGUAUGUGUCCCUUUGUUCUUGUUGGACAAGGCAAGGAACUCAAGGCAAGGAAUUCAAGACAAGAAUCGUUACAAACUGGAAAAAAAAUUUGUUUGUGUCGAUCUAUUCUGUACCUGUUGUACAUUGUACCAGGUGAUUGAACUUGACAAUUAUUUGCUCACAUUUUUUUUCUUUCGAGUUAUGUGUAUUUGUAUUUUUAAAAAAAAAGAUACAAAAGAGUAGUCAUUUAGAGAAAUGAAACUUGGAUAUUCGGGGCAUUGUGUUAAUUGUUUUUCCCAAAUAAGGCCAAGACUUAGCUUUGUCUUUUUAAAGUGGCAUUGUAAAAUCAAAUACAGGCUUCCAAGAGGUCCUGGGGGAAAUGGAAAACAAAAACUGAUUAAAAUUAUAAAUCUCAAAAAUUAAAACUUAAUUGUCAACUCUUCCUCCAGAGCUUUUUGAAUGAAGCACUCUAAUUGCUCUAGGUGCAUACAGCAUUCUUAGGGACAGAUGACUUAACCUGUAUUUUGUAACAUCAACAGGCUUAUUGUGAUGUGUUAAAUUUGUAAUUAUGGUCACUCACAGUGAAAUUUCUAAUUUGACAAAGACCAGUAGAACAGUAAAAAAAUAACAGACACAUUUAUUGUUAAGCAACAAAAAUUUUAUUACAUGUAUAUCAACUAGUAAAGUUGAGGAAAUUAAAAUUAUUUACAAAAAAAAAAAAUUUAAAGUGUAAAAGUGACAAUCAUCGUCAAGGAAUUGUUGACGUAAUAUAUAUAUUUUUUCUCGGGGAAGAAAAAACACAUUUUUGAGCGAAUUCCAUGAUUUAACAUGUAUUCCAUAAAAUCAUAAAGAAAAGAAAAACUGUAAAAGCUUUAUUUUUUUUCUCCUUUUAACAUGUUCAGCAGAAACUUGUGCUUCUAGGUUGAGGGAAAAUAAAUUUAUAUUAAAAUAA